GUUUGCAAGGAAUUGAACAAGGUGGACUCAAAUUAGGGUAUUGGGAAAGUUAAGUUAAUUAAGAAAUCCCAAUUGAGCUCGAGGUUGAAGGUGAUCGAGAAAUUGAGAUCUAGAACAAAUUGAGAUCUAGAAGAAAUUGAGGUCGCGAAAUUGAGAUCGAGAAAUGGCGCAAUACACGCAACAGUUCCUGAACAGCGUGCUCUCGCAGCGGGGGCCGGCGGCGCUUCCCUAUGCCGAGGACAUGAAGUGGCACAUCCGGCAGCACCUGAUGCACCUUGUGGAGGCUUACCCCUCUCUGCAGCCCAAGACCGCCGUCUUCACCCACAACGACGGCCGCGCCGUCAACCUCCUCCAGGCCGACGGCACCGUCCCCAUGUCCUUCCAGGGCGUCACCUACAACAUCCCCGUCCUCAUCUGGCUCAUGGAGUCCUACCCCCGCCACGCCCCCCUCGUCUUCGUCAAUCCCACCCGCGACAUGAUCAUCAAGCGCCCCCACCCCUUCGUCUCCCCCAACGGCGUCGUUUCCAUCCCCUACCUCCACUCCUGGCUCUUCCCCUCCUCCAAUUUGCUCGAAUUGGCCCGCAAUCUCGCCCACUUCUUCGCCCGCGACCCUCCCCUUUAUUCCCAGCGCAAGCCUUCUACCCCUACCCCUACCCCUUCCCCUAAUUUAAAUCCCGCCUAUGCCUCCGUCAAUUCCUCCCCGGCGAUUCCUCCCAGGGAAUAUUCUCCUUCUCCAACACCUCCGCCGCCCUACGGGAGCGGCAGGAUGGAGGAUCCCGCCGAGGUGUAUAAGAAAAACGCGAUCAACAAGCUCAUCGCGGAUUUGAACGGCGAUAUUCGGGAGAUGAGGAAGGGGAGCGAGGGGCAGAUGGAGGGCGCGUUCGGCGCUCAGGCAGUGCUGCGGCGCCGCGAGGAGGAGCUCAGGAAAGGGGUUAAGGAGAUGCAGGAUGAGAAGGAGGCGUUGGAGCAGCAGCUGCAGAUGGUUUUGAUGAAUACGGAUGUUCUCGAGGGAUGGUUGAGGGAUAACCAAGGGAAAUUGGACGGGAAUAAGGCUGACCAUGUCGAUUGGGAUGAGGCCUUCGAGCCGUGUGAUGUAUUGUCGAAGCAGAUGUUGGACUGCACAGCCUCUGAUAUGGCGGUGGAGGAUACCAUAUAUGCGUUGGAUAAGGCCGUGCAGGAAGGGGCUAUUCCGUUUGAUCAGUACUUGAGGAGUGUGAGGCUUUUAUCUCGUGAGCAGUUCUUUCAUCGCGCCACAGCUACCAAGGUCAGAGCUGUCCAAAUGCAGGCUCAGGUUGCUAGUAUGGCUUCAAGGUCAUCGCCUCAAAAUGCUUUUUCAUGAGCUCAGUUCAGGGUUGCUUGUAGUCUUGUGUGUGCCUUUGUCGAGGCCCGAGGGUUCUGAUUUUGCGGCACAUGAUGAGAUUGAAUUGUUAUUGUUCAGAAGUUUUGGUGUUGUUGAAUAUGUUGUGAUGAUAUAUGCUUAUGAGUUGUUAGUCUUGAUCCUUAGUUCAGUUCUAAUGAGAUGAUAUACUUGUGUGUUUAAGGUGUAACACGAAUUUGCUUGUGUUGUUAAUGUACAAUCAUAAAGCGAUAUGUUGAAGCUCUUUUGUUCAUUUUGUUAUUUUUCUGCUAUGUGCUCUCCAUAAACAUGAAAAGCUACUAACAAGAAUGUCUAGGAUAUGUCUGUUGAGCCAAAAGGUGUUGCAAGUAUGUUUCUAUUUAGAAAGAUAGCCGUUUAAUUAUUCAUUUGUUUGUGCUAUGAAUGAAAUAAGAAUUAUGUGGAUUCAAUAGUCUUCUCCUGGGCAGGAAAUCCAAAGAAUUUUUUUUUACUAGCGGGCACAUUUGAAUCACAGCUUUAGGUGAGCUCAUACGCUUCUCAAAUUAUCUUAGUUCAUAGCAUAUUGCUAUAGAGUUUGUGAGCUUUAAACUAAGAUAUUGUUAGCUUACUUUAACAAAGUUAGUAGCGUCAGAUUAAUAGUUAUGAUCUCGACUUGGAUUCAUAGUGAUUUCAGAAUUGAUAUUGUUAAUCUCUCAUAUCAUACUCAUUCAAUUCUGUCUGCUUUGGAUGUUGUUGUUUGGAUUUGGCUGUCUGUUUUUUAAUGUGAAAAAUGUUCAUGGCUACAGUCCGUCACUUGUAAACUCGAUUUGUUAAUGAGGAAAAAUGUAAGUCUUGUUGAGAUCUAUGGAGGCAACUUUUUUUACCUACCUUAGUUGAAUCAGCCUUUGGUCUGAACUGCUUAUCUGCUUUCCUGCACACCCUAGCCGCUCAUGAUUUUUAAACCAUUGAUGUCUAUGGAAGUUUGUAUAAGUAACUAACUAAGAUGACUAAUUUGCAAUUCAAGUGUGAUAAACAUUCACUAGUUCUUUUGUACGUGGAUUUAUUGGAAGCGAUAAAGUGCAUAAUCUAAUUAUAAUGCACACUUCCCGAAACCACAUUCACUGCAGACCUUUGAUGAUGCCAAAAUGUCAGUCACCUUAGAUACAUACCAACUGACAUAACUCUUCAUGUUGUGAGGGGAUCUCUUUCUUUUAAUCCUCUGUCUCUGUUUUCUAGUUUUGUUAAUUUUGAUAUUUUGAAUUUUUACAGAGUGGGGGAGUGAGGGAGGAUGGUGGAGUUUAGUCUGUAGAGUUGUAAUGACUGAUUUCUCGCUUUUUGGAGAAGCCUUGUCAUAUCAGAGUGUUGACGAAUGCUUAUUUUCGAUCCUCCUUGUACCAAAUCAAUAACGUUGUUAACAUUCUUUCGGGAUGAAUUGCUCUCAUUAUUGAGAUUCAUACUUGUAUAGAAAGAAACAUAUUGAAGAUGUGAAUGGAGGUGAAAGAGGUGUAAAGGGGAUUUGGAUGAAAGGAUAUUUAUAGGUGUAAAUAUAGUAUUGAGAAUUAAAAAGUAAAGAAGGGUUAAAAUUUCACUGAGAAA
This is a messenger RNA of Salvia splendens (bonfire salvia), 2911 nucleotides long. RefSeq names its product protein ELC-like. Gene Ontology annotation, biological process: protein modification process; protein transport; endosome to lysosome transport. The transcript has 2 exons. Gene Ontology annotation, molecular function: ubiquitin binding. NCBI's taxonomy places the organism in Eukaryota, Viridiplantae, Streptophyta, Magnoliopsida, Lamiales, Lamiaceae. Bases 164 to 1339 code for a protein of 391 amino acids. Gene Ontology annotation, cellular component: ESCRT I complex. The record is from RefSeq and is a predicted model, not a curated record.